This is a messenger RNA of Zychaea mexicana, 963 nucleotides long. RefSeq names its product SMAD/FHA domain-containing protein. Gene Ontology annotation, biological process: maintenance of RNA location; mRNA splicing, via spliceosome. Gene Ontology annotation, cellular component: nucleus. Gene Ontology annotation, molecular function: protein binding; mRNA binding. The transcript has a single exon. The record is from RefSeq and is a predicted model, not a curated record. Bases 44 to 835 code for a protein of 263 amino acids. NCBI's taxonomy places the organism in Eukaryota, Fungi, Mucoromycota, Mucoromycetes, Mucorales, Lichtheimiaceae.
GGCUUUUUCCUCUCUCUCGCUUUCACGUCUUAUUAAUCUUAGAAUGCCCUCAGACAGAAAUCGAUCACGAUCGCCAUCACAUCAUCGCUCACGUUCACCUCCCCGUCGUCGACCAUCCUCUCGCUCAAGAUCACCCGCUCGUCGUCGUCGACCAUCCUCUCGUUCAAAUUCACCACCGCGACGCCGACGGACUUCACGCUCUCCGCCACCCUCUCGAUCGCGACGUUCACAUUCACCACCAUCACCAGAACGACAACAACGACGUAAUCAAGCAGGAGGAAGAGGACGCGGACGCGGACGAGGAAGAGACGACCGGAACAAACGCUAUGAGUGGGGCCGUGCAGAAGAUCGCGAACGGCCCAAAACGCCUCCACCUGUCGAGAGCGAAGAGCCUAAUUUUGGCUUAUCAGGCAAACUAGCAGCAGAGACGAAUACCGUCAAGGGCGUCGAACUCAAGUACAACGAACCAGCCGAAGCAGCCAAACCCAAGACUAAAUGGCGAUUGUACGUUUUUAAGGGUGAUCAACAGAUUGACUUGUUGCACAUUCAUCGGCAAAGCGCGUUUCUUUUUGGACGUGAUCGUGUUGUGGCAGAUAUUCCAGUAGAUCAUCCAUCGUGCUCAAAACAACACGCAGUGCUCCAGUUUCGACUCGUUCCUGAUCCAGAGACAAACACACAAGUCGUCAAACCGUUUAUCAUUGAUCUUGAGUCGACCAAUGGCACGUUUUUAAACGGUGACCAGAUACCAGCCACUCGGUUUGUCGAAAUGCGGAUGAAGGAUGUGCUCCGGUUUGGCCAAAGCACCCGAGAGUAUGUUUUGUUACAUAGCACAUGAAGAAAGCAAAUAAACCAUGUCUCCCGUCAUCUUCAAAACCUGCCACUAUGCUCGUGCCAUUCAGAUAGCCUUACAUAGUGUAUCGCAAAAUCAAGGACAUUAGAGUGUGACACGAAGCACUAUUUGAC